AUGGCCACCGACUCCUGGGCCCUGGCCGUGGACGAGCAGGAGGCGGCGGCCGAGUCGCUGAGCAGUUUAAACCUGAAGGAGGAAAAACCCAAAGUAGAUGCCAAUGGUGCUGUGAUCAAGGCUGAUGACAAUGUGGAGAAGACAGAGGAUGAGGAGAAGGAGGACAGAGCUGCCCAGUCCCUGCUGAACAAGCUGAUCCGCAGUAACCUGGUGGACACCACAAACCAAGUGGAGGUGCUGCAGAGGGACCCCACAUCACCUCUCUACUCCGUCAAGUCGUUCGAGGAGCUGCGACUGAAACCACAGCUGCUGCAAGGAGUCUAUGCCAUGGGCUUCAACAGACCAUCUAAGAUCCAAGAGAAUGCCCUGCCCAUGAUGCUGGCUGAGCCGAGCCCACAGAACUUGAUUGCACAGUCUCAGUCUGGUACUGGCAAGACAGCUGCCUUUGUCCUGGCCAUGCUCAGCCGAGUGGAACCUGGGAACAAGUACCCACAGUGUUUGUGCCUUUCCCCAACCUAUGAGCUGGCUCUUCAAACAGGAAAAGUGAUCGAGCAGAUGGGGAAGUUCUACCCGGAGCUGAAAUUGGCCUACGCCGUCCGAGGCAAUAAAUUGGAGAGAGGUCAGAAGAUCUCGGAGCAGAUCGUGAUCGGCACGCCCGGCACGGUGCUGGACUGGUGUUCCAAGCUCAAGUUCAUAGAUCCCAAGAAAAUCAAAGUGUUUGUCCUGGAUGAGGCUGAUGUGAUGAUAGCAACCCAGGGCCACCAGGACCAGAGCAUUCGCAUUCAGAGAAUGCUCCCCAGGGACUGCCAGAUGCUUCUCUUCUCAGCCACUUUUGAGGACUCCGUGUGGAAAUUUGCUCAGAAAGUUGUUCCAGACCCAAACAUCAUCAAACUGAAGCGAGAGGAGGAGACUCUGGACACUAUAAAGCAGUACUAUGUGCUGUGCAAUAACAGAGAUGAGAAGUUCCAGGCUCUCUGUAACAUCUAUGGUGCCAUCACCAUUGCCCAGGCCAUGAUCUUCUGCCACACUCGGAAGACAGCGAGCUGGCUGGCAGCAGAGCUCUCCAAGGAAGGCCAUCAGGUGGCAUUGCUCAGUGGGGAGAUGAUGGUGGAGCAGAGAGCUGCUGUCAUCGAGCGCUUCCGAGAGGGCAAGGAGAAGGUGCUGGUGACCACCAACGUCUGUGCCAGAGGGAUUGACGUGGAGCAGGUCUCUGUGGUGAUCAAUUUUGACCUUCCUGUGGAUAAGGAUGGCAACCCAGACAACGAGACCUACCUGCACCGCAUCGGACGCACAGGGCGCUUCGGCAAGCGAGGGCUGGCGAUCAACAUGGUGGACAGCAAGCACAGCAUGAACAUCCUCAACAGAAUCCAGGAACAUUUCAACAAAAAGAUCAACAAAUUGGAUACUGACGACUUGGAUGAAAUUGAGAAGAUAACUAACUGA
Indicator indicator is the source of this 1443-nucleotide messenger RNA. RefSeq names its product ATP-dependent RNA helicase DDX19B. Bases 1 to 1443 code for a protein of 480 amino acids. Gene Ontology annotation, molecular function: RNA binding; RNA helicase activity; ATP binding. Gene Ontology annotation, biological process: poly(A)+ mRNA export from nucleus. Gene Ontology annotation, cellular component: cytoplasmic stress granule; nucleus. The record is from RefSeq and is a predicted model, not a curated record. The transcript has 13 exons. Lineage: Eukaryota; Metazoa; Chordata; Aves; Piciformes; Indicatoridae.